Molecule: messenger RNA, 1201 nt
Organism: Anopheles marshallii
Lineage: Eukaryota; Metazoa; Arthropoda; Insecta; Diptera; Culicidae
Product: cell growth regulator with RING finger domain protein 1-like
Exons: 7
Coding region: 1-1191 (396 amino acids)
Biological process (GO): negative regulation of cell growth
Source: RefSeq, a predicted model, not a curated record
AUGAGUGCGUUCAGUACGUUAGCAUUUUCCGCGGCAGAAAUCACCAACCUGCUACCGCUAACGGCAGUGAUCGUGUGCAUCGGUGCCACGAUCAUGUUCCUGAUCAAGGCCGCCGUGAUACUUCGAGUGCAGGCCGAUGACGUUUUAAGGCCAUCGAACGUAACGCAGCAGAACCACAACGUGCAUGUACCGCGCCUCAAAAUGACCCGUGUCCAUAUACCGUUCACAUUUCGGCUGCUCGACGCGGGAAACAAUUCGUUUGACGAGGUACGCCUAGCGGUGUCCAGUCAGGUGAAGUACUCGCUGCAAGCGUUCUGGGGCGUUUCUAUCCGUGAGCUGCAUGUGUCGCUGUGGAGAACGUGGAACGAUCUGCGGGAGGCAUCGAAUUCGCACAUCGUCGAUUCCAGCUACUGUCAGCAACUGGCAACUAACGUAAGAUGCUGUCAACCGCAUACGGAGCACAUCAUUGCCCUGCAGUCCCCGAAGCCACCAUUAAUUUUGGGCGCUCCACCUAGACUAGCCUACCCAUUGGUGGUGUUUAUGAUACGUGAAACUGAACCAGAAGAGCUACUGCAUCCGGAUGAAACAGUAAUUCUGGUAAAUGUCGUCCAUUUGCGGGAUCCAGUCUGUCCGCUGCCGACGUCAAUUUUGGCCCAGUACUUGAAGCAGGCGAGCGGUCAACUAUCUUGCUUGAAGCAACUUUAUCUGGCCACCGGUGAUCCCAUGACGGCAGACGAAACAACGACCACUAAUACAGGCAGUAAUGGUGGAUUAAACAACGCUGGAAACGGUGGUGGCACGGGCACCGCAGGAACAACCCUCCCUACGGGCACGUUAUCCCUCGCGGAACCGGUAGCCUGCGCCGGCAAUAAUGAGCCACUGCUCUGUUCAGAUUCGGCCCCACGGGACUGCCCGGUCGGGGAGCAGCUGUGCGUUGUGUGCCAUUACUUUCCACUUUCCCGAGCGUUACUACCGUGCCGACACACGUGCAUCUGCGCAGUUUGCUUCUCCAAACUGGACCGGUGUCCCAUGUGUCGGGCGACGAUAACGAGCUACUUCUGCAUACGAACCGAGGAAUAUUUACCGGCCAAUACGACGAACGAGCUUAAGGUCAACAGCAAACCGAAGGGAACCGUUCACUGGCUGGACGCGCUCAACGAUCGGCUAACCGAUUUUCUUGGCUUUCGGUGAAGAACGCUGU